Messenger RNA from Catharus ustulatus (Swainson's thrush), 6574 nucleotides. Its product is annotated as protocadherin alpha-C2-like. The record is from RefSeq and is a predicted model, not a curated record. Gene Ontology annotation, molecular function: calcium ion binding. Gene Ontology annotation, biological process: homophilic cell-cell adhesion. NCBI's taxonomy places the organism in Eukaryota, Metazoa, Chordata, Aves, Passeriformes, Turdidae. Gene Ontology annotation, cellular component: plasma membrane. The coding region runs from base 82 to 3039 and encodes 985 amino acids. The transcript is spliced from 4 exons.
UGCGGGGCCCGGGCCGGGGCCGGCGGGCACAGCAAGAGCGGCAGAGCUGCAGCGGCGGAGGCGAGAGCAGCGGCGGCAGGGAUGGGCGAGCGUUGCUGUGCGGUGCUGCGGGUGCUGGUGCUGCAGGCGGCCUGGGCGCUGGCGGGCGGGCAGGUGCGCUACUCGGUGCCGGAGGAAGCCAAGGCCGGCACGGUGGUGGGCCGUCUGGCGCAGGACCUGGGCCUGGAGGCGGGCGAGGCGGAGGCGCGGCGGCUGCGGCUGGUGGCGCAGGGCCGGCGGGCGAGCGUGGAGGUGAGCGGGGCGAGCGGCGCGCUGCUGGUGAGCUCGCGGCUCGACCGGGAGGAGCUGUGCGGCAAGAGCGCGCCGUGCGCGCUGCGCCUGGAGGUGCUGCUGGAGCGGCCGCUGCGCGUCUUCCAUGUGCAGCUGGAGGUCACCGACAUCAACGACAAUGCCCCCAUCUUCCCCGCCGCACGAAAAAACCUCAGCAUCGCGGAGUUAUCUACAAUGCCGGGGUCUCGUUUCCCGCUGGAGGGCGCGUCGGAUGCGGAUAUCGGAGCGAACGCGCAGCUCUCCUACACACUCAGCCCCAGCGAGCACUUUUCUCUGGAUUUACAAAAAACCGAUGAGGACGGUGAAUCCUUAUUCUUCGUGCUCACGAAAUCUCUGGACCGCGAGACGAUUCCCGUGCACCGGUUGGUGCUGACGGCGACUGACGGGGGCCGGCCGUCUCUGACGGGCACCAUGGAGCUGGUGAUCUCAGUGCUGGAUGCAAACGACAACGCGCCCCAGUUCAACCAAACGGUGUAUAAAGUGCAACUGCCAGAAAACGCAGAACGCGGCACUUUGGUGAUCAAACUGAAUGCCACAGAUUUGGAUGAGGGGUCCAACAGUAAAAUUUACUACUCGCUCCAAAUCCUUUCCCCGCAGGAGGGAAAAGACGUUUUCGGACUUGAUAGAAACAGCGGAGAGAUUCGUCUGACCGGUGACUUAGACUUUGAGGAAGUUAGUCUCUAUCGCUUGCAAGUGGACGCGACAGAUAACGGGACACCCCCGCUGUCCGGUCACUGCAAGGUUGUGCUGGAAGUGCUGGACGUGAACGACAACGCGCCGGAGGUGUGGGUGACGUCGCUGUCGGUGCCGGUGCCGGAGGACGCGUCGGUGGGGACGGUGGUGGCCCUGCUGAGCGUGUCGGACCGAGACUCGGGGGCGAACGGGCGCGUGCGGUGCUGGGUGUGGCCGGCGGCGCCGUUCGGGCUGGAGGCGACGUUCGCGGGCUCGUACUCGCUGGUGCUGCGCGAGGCGCUGGACCGGGAGCGGGUGUCGGAGUACGAGGUGGAGGUGCGUGCGGAGGACGGCGGGGCGCCGGCGCUGGGCGCCAGGCGCGGGCUGCGGGUGCCGGUGUCGGACGUGAACGACAACGCGCCCUCGUUCGCUCAGGCCGUGUACACGGUGCUGGCGCGGGAGAACAACGCGGCGGGCGCGGAGCUGGCGCGGCUGUGGGCGCGGGACCCGGACGAGGCGGGCAACGGGCGCGUGAGCUACUCGGUGUGGGAGGGCGCGGCGGGCGGCGUUGGGGCCGCGGCUGGCAGCGGCUGGCGUGCGGCGUCGAGCUACGUGUCGGUGGACGCGGAGAGCGGGCGCGUGUGGGCGCUGCAGCCCUUGGACUACGAGGAGCUGCAGGUGCUGCAGUUCGAGGUGCGCGCGGUGGACGCGGGGGAGCCGCCGCUGUGCGGCAACGCCACGGUGCAGCUCUUCGUGCUGGACGAGAACGACAACGCGCCGGCGCUGCUGCCGCCCGCGGGCUCGGCGCCGGAGGCGGGCGCCGUGGCGGCCGAGGCAGCCUCCUCAUCGUCGUCGUCGUUUGUGGGGCCGGUGUCGGGGUCAGGCAUUCUGUGGGCGUGGGCGGCGUGGGGGGCGCCGGCGGGCCAGGUGGUGGCCAAGAUCCGCGCCGUGGACGCCGACUCGGGCUACAACGCGUGGCUGCGCUACGAGCUGUGGGAGCCGCGGGCCAAGGGCCCGUUCCGCGUGGGGCUCUACAGCGGCGAGGUGAGCACGGCGCGGCCGCUGGACGAGGCGGACGGCGCUCGCCACACGCUGCUGAUCGUCGUGCGCGACCACGGCGAGCCGGCGCGCUCGGCCACGGCCACGCUCAGCGUGUCGCUGCUCGAGGCCAACGAGGCGGCGCUGGCCGCGGGAUCUUCCUCGGCGUCGUCAGGGUCAGUGUCGCGGUCGGCGUUGGGCGUGGAUGUGGGCGGCGCUGCGGCCAGCGCGGCGACCAACGUGUGGCUGGUGGUGGCGAUCUGCGCCGUGUCGAGCCUGUUCCUGCUGGCGCUGGUGCUGUACGGGGCGUCGCGCUGGGCGCCGCGGGCGGCCGUGCUCUCGGGGCCCGGGCCCACGACGCUCGUGUGCGCCAGCGAAGUGGGCAGCUGGUCGUACUCGCAGCGCCACAGCCGCAGCCUGUGUGUGGCGGACGGCGCGGCCAAGAGCGACCUCAUGGUUUUCAGCCCCAACUUCCCUCCGCCGCCGCCCGGCGCCGCGCCCAAGGACACGCAGCCGGAGCCCUCCGCUCUCCUCCAUACGCCAAAACACCCCAAUCCGGACUGGCGCUACUCUGCAUCCCUGAGGGCAGGAAUGCAAAGUGCUGUGCAUAUGGAGGAGGCAGCAGUCCUGCGUGGAGGAGCAGCAGGGCCUGAGCAGCAGUGGCCAACAGUCUCCAGUGCCACAGCAGAACCUGAGGCGGGAGAGGUGUCCCCCCCAGUGGGAGCUGGUGUGAACAGCAACAGCUGGACCUUUAAAUUUGGACCGGGCAAUUCCAAACAAGGUGGUCCUGGUGAGUUGCCAGACAAAUUCAUUAUCCCGGGAUCUCCUGCAAUCAUCUCCAUCCGGCAGGAGCCACCAAACAGCCAAAUUGACAAAAGUGACUUCAUAACCUUUGGCAAGAAAGAAGAGACCAAGAAAAAGAAGAAAAAGAAGAAGGGAAACAAGACUCAGGAGAAAAAGGAAAAGGGCAACAGCACCACUGAGAACAGUGACCAGUGAGGGAGUUAUACUGAGAAAACCCUCUUAGCCAGUUUUUGUAAUAAUGGCAGAUUUCUCCUAUGUAGCAAAUCCCAACUUCUUCCUACUGUUAACAAAUUUCCUGUAUGUACAGACUUGAGAAAAUCAGCAGGAAAUUCAGUGUCUGUCUAAAUUGCUUAACAGGUUUUGUCUUAAAAGCUUUAUUAAGUCUGGUGUUAACUCUUUUUCUCCACUCUGGCUUGUUUUCAGAAUCUAAAAAGCAGACACAAGUUUCCUUUCUCCUACGCCGAAAAGGAGAAUCUUCACAGUACAGCCAGUGAGAGGUUGGACUCUGCACUGUGGUUCCUGUGCUCCUGUCUUGAUGACACUUACAGGACAGGUUUAAAAGUUUUAAUGUUGUGCACCCUCUAUCUGAUUGGAAAUUUUUGUGUGCAGAUGUCAGCUAGGUGAUAUGAAAUCAGAUUAUAAAAUGCAAGAAGAGCUGGUAAAUAUGCAACAGAGGAAACACCUGAUGAACACAAAUGUUCAAAGAUGUUCAGGCUGGGGAGAAAAUGUCUGAAAGGAGAUUGAGCAGACUUGUCAAAUCCUGAGAAGUCAAUGUGUGGAAAUACUGACUCCUAUACAUGACGUAUUGUACACACUGCUUCAAAUGAAACCUCACAUUUACAGCUCUUUAAGACACCAUCAAUUAAAUCUCUUUACCAAACAAGCCAUUGGAAAAAUUGUCCCUUAAAGCCCUGCAUUACCCUGGUAAGGCUAGCCCUCAGAGAGUAACAAGGGCUGGGCUGACAUCCCAGGAAUGUGACUGUGAUGCUGUGUGUCCCUAUUUCCACAUUAUUUUGCACAUUAUGUCUCUGAAAAGGUCAGAGUUUCUCCACGACACUUAUGCAAAAGAGAGAAAAAAAAUUAACGUUAACUAUGCUAUUUGUUAUUUGAGAUAUUUAUUUAUAAAGAAAUAUAGCUGUAAAUGUUAAAGAAAUAUGAUGCCCUUUAACCCAAACAGAAGUCAAUCUAGAGCCAUUAUAAAUUACAAUUGCUGCUAUUAAAGUGCUUUAGAAAAAUUGCCUGAAACAUCUGUAUUAUAUCGGCCACUUGCCAAUAACAGCUUUAUUCUGUCGGGUGACUUGGGGGCUGCCUCUUGCAUGUAUUCAUAAAUACAAGAAUAUCUUCUCUUUUCUUUUAUUUUGCAUUAUUCUGCACUUUGAAUACACCUUUGCAAACAAACUGUCCUAAAUAUGAAGAAGCAGAAGCGAACUCCUCACACACAUGGAUUUACUGACCUGCUAGCUCUGUGCAGUACCUUGGUGUUACCUCCCACACGACCUUUUCUGCUUUUAGUUUUACUUUUCUAUGAGAUUAUGAAUUUCUGAUCCUACUAACACUCCUUAUGUAAAAUUCAAGUACUGUAUGUAUGCUGUAUGCUCUUAUAAGAAUCCUGAAAUAUUUAUUCUGUGCUUGUGUAUGUGAAUGUCAAUGCAACUAUUAUUAGAGUGGACUUUAAGCUUUACCGUUGAAUGUAAAUUCAUUAUUUCUUUUUUGUACACUUGUGAUAAAGUGGAGUAGUGUUAAUUUUUUAAGCCACUGUUGAUUAUCAGUUGUUUUGGGUUUUUUUUUUUGUGUAUGAAACACAAGUAAAAUAUCUUUCUUAAACCAAGCCAUGCAUGCAUUUUGGGAUUUAUUGGUAAGAAUCUGUGAAGCUGAAGUUCUGUGAAUUACUAAACCUAAGGGUAUAAAUGGAGUACUGAAUGUGGCUGAGGAUGUUGAUCUAAAACCAAUACAUGUAUUUUUAAACAGAAUAUAGCUGAUGAGGGAAUUCCAAGGAGUUUUCUACGUUAUUGUACAUUCACAGAAUAAAGCUCAAGUGUCGUGUUAAUUGGAACUGUGUGAGAAACUACAUAGCUCUGAAAUUUCUAAAGGCCCUUUAAUCUAGGAUCAAAGAGAACAACUGCAUUUCUUGAGACAUGUCCUGGAUGUUUUAAGUUUCCAAACUGCUGACAGUUCAGAAUAGAACAAUUCCUAUUCAUUUUGAAGAACCUGCAGCAAGUCUUAAAACAUCACAGCAGAGCUCUAAUAAAAGAAUUCAUAUCUCAAAGCAUGAACCACCAAUGGCCUCAUGUGCUCUAUUUAGAGUUUUUUUUUCUUACCAGUCUUGGUUUACUGGCAAUAAAAAGGUGCUACUCAAGAGAGAAUCCUUGAUUCCCUUUUAAAGGCUGGACAAGAGGAAAAAAACUUAAGUUUUGGGGAGGGAACUGUUAUUUUAUGCAAAUGGCUAUGCAAGUACAUUUAGAUUUUUGGUUUUUUUAAUUUGGUGACUAAUCCAACAGCUCCCAAAACGUUCAUCAAGUGUAGUUACAGUGGUAGCUUAAACACACAGAAAAAUACUCUUGUUUUGUAUUCAUCAUGAAAUAGCUCUCUCAAAGCCUCUGGCAAAAAUUCAGUACAAAAAUUUGAUUCUUACAGGAAUCUUCUACACUUGAGUAUGUUUAGAUUUUAAUUGAAUAUUGGUUUUUCUUCUGAGUGCUUACAUUUUCCCCUAUGCAAGCCAGUCUGAUGCAUUCAUUUUUCAUCAGUGGCCACACACAGCUGGUUUUCCAAGGCUUGCAUCUAUUAUAAUGAACCAAGAGCUGCAGAAUGUCUCCAUUUUGCUGGUUUUAACACAAAAUCACAUUUACCAAUGCUGUCUUUGUUGCCUGUAUGCCUUGGGAGACAAAACAGAAUCUGAAGAUAAUCAUUCCACCUGAUUAUCAAUGAUGACAAUCAUUCCAGUAUGGAGAGCUGAUAGAACAGAGAAAAAACUCUGUUUUUCUCUGAGCUUUUCUGAGAUUUUUUCUCUGAUUUUUUUUUUUUGAGUUUUUUUCUGAGUGUUUUUCUCUGAGGGGAGGAGGAGCUCUUGCUGGAAUUGUCUGAAGAGGGGCUGGCUUGCAUUAGGAGUUCCUACAUCCCACACACUCCCUGUGUGUUCAGAAGACUGAAUCAGGCACCUCUCCAGAUUUUAUAAAGAUUUUUCUUUAUUUGGAUUCUCUGGGACAACUAGAAUGAGAUGUGUACAGCGAGAUUUGGCUAUUUCAUAACUAAUACACAAAUUACACCACUGACAUCCUUGAUUUGGGGUGUCCAGGAGGAGGAGAAACCCUUGGUAAGAAUUUUGUUUGGAGGACCAGGGGUGGGUGGGGAGCAGAAUCUGCGCAUUCCACCACAGUUUAGGGGUUCCUGUUUUAACACCACACAACAAUGGAAAUUGGGAGCCAGAGGUGGACAAUAACAGCAAAAAAUAAGAAAAAAAAUUAUUUAAUCCUCCUGCUGACAAGGAAGUGAGCACGACAAAACACACUGCAGAGUUUGCUAACAAGGAAAUUACAGUUUUGGGGUCUUUUACCACUCAAAUAAUUGAUGUCUUUCAGAAUCCAUAUAUACUUUCUGUGAGCAUAUUGUCUUUGGAAGUCUGGUUUCUAUGCAUAUGAGAUCAGUGAUGAAAACUAUUGGGCUUUUAUAACAAUAAACCUGAGCUAUGUUGUAUAUUAAUUACAUCCUGUCAUUAAAAAUAUUUCUCAUUUUA